AUGAAACAUGGCAGCGGCCUCGUCAACUCCUUUGGCGUCUUCCAGUCGUACUACACGGCGCACCUCCUCUCCGGCAGCUCCCCCUCGGCCGUAUCGUGGAUCGGCUCCGUGCAGAUAUUCUGCCUCAUGGCGCUCAGCGCCGUCAUCGGCCCGCUCUACGACCGCGGCCACGCGCGCGCCCUCGUCGUCGCCGGCACGACCCUCCUCACCAUCGGCUUCCUCGCCACCUCCUUCGCGACCCGCUACUGGCACGUCCUCCUCGCGCAGGGGCUGUGCAUGGGCCUAGGUGCGUGCUGCAUCAGCGUGCCGUCCAUUGCCCUUGUGCCGCUGUACUUUCGCCGGCGCAGGGCGCGUGCCAUGGCGGCGGCGACGGUGGGGAGUGGGCUCGGCGCGACGACGUACCCUCUUCUUUUCGAGAGCCUCCAGCGGUCUGUCGGGUUUGCUUGGGCGGUCCGCGCUAUGGGCCUUGUGGCCGUCGUGCUGUGCUUGUUUGCCCUGGCGGUGAUGCGUCCCCGUACAUUGAGGGAGCGCCCGGCCUGGAUGCUGCAGCAGGGGCGUCGUGGACGUGCAGGCGGCCUCUCGCUUGCGUGGUUCGUCGACACGGGCGCGUUCAAGGAGCGGCCGUUCCAGCUCUACUGCGCGGCCAUCUUCUUCAACAACCUCGUCUUCUUCAACGCGCCGUACUACCUGCAGUCGUACGCGCUCGCGCACGGCAUGGCCGCCUCCGGGCUGGCGCACUACCUCGUCGCGAUCCUCAACGCGUGCACCAUCCCCGGACGCAUCGCCCCGUCCUUUGUGGCGGACCGCGUCGGCGCGCUCGACACGUACAUUGCCGUGCUGGCGUGCACCUCCCUCAGCCUUCUGUACUGGGUCAGCGUCAGCACGCCCGCCGGCAACGUCGCGUUUGCGGUGCUGUACGGCUUCUUCUCCGGGGGCGUCGUCUCGCUCGCGACGGUGGUGGUGACGAACAUCACGCCCGACCUGAGCCGCCUGGGGACGAGGCUCGGCAUGGUGUCGGUGCUCAAAGGCGUGGGCUCGCUGCUGGGGCCGCCCUUGUCGGGGGCUAUGCUCGACGCCACGGGCGGGUAUCUCGGCGUGCAGUUGUUUGCUGCCAUGGGCAUCCUGCUGACGACUGUGUUUUCGGUCGUGCUGCGGGUGGUGCUGGCGAGGAGGGAUGCGCAGGUGCUCAGGGGCGAGGGUGGCCUUGAAAAGGAGGCGGACGAGACGGAACAAGGGACUCGCCAGAUCCGCGGCUCGAGACGCUUGUUUUCACUCAUGAGAACAAGAGAGCCUUCUCCGGGCUGA
Purpureocillium lilacinum is the source of this 1305-nucleotide messenger RNA. The record is from RefSeq and is a predicted model, not a curated record. NCBI's taxonomy places the organism in Eukaryota, Fungi, Ascomycota, Sordariomycetes, Hypocreales, Ophiocordycipitaceae.